Messenger RNA from Pteronotus mesoamericanus, 901 nucleotides. RefSeq names its product centromere protein P (gene CENPP). The transcript has 8 exons. The coding region runs from base 13 to 879 and encodes 288 amino acids. NCBI's taxonomy places the organism in Eukaryota, Metazoa, Chordata, Mammalia, Chiroptera, Mormoopidae. Gene Ontology annotation, biological process: CENP-A containing chromatin assembly. Gene Ontology annotation, cellular component: nucleus; chromosome, centromeric region. The record is from RefSeq and is a predicted model, not a curated record.
UAGCGCGCCCCUAUGGACCGUCAGCUGGCGGAGGUUCGCGUCUUGGAAGCCGAGGUUGCGGCCCUGAUGUUGGCUUACGAGGAGAUGCUGGCGCCCGUGGAAGACACCGCCCGAGUCCAAAAAUCAUGUCAAGAAAUACACCAAUCCAAUUCUGAAGAAUGGAAAUCUUCAGAAGAUCUGAGGAGCAAUCUGGGACAUUUAGAAUCAGAACUUCUCUUUCUAAGCAUGCUUACUGACAUCAAUAUAAGCAAUUACUCCAAGAAGACAGAGAACCUAACAAGCACUGAGAUGACAGAAAAGAGUAUAAAGAAAGUUAUACAGAGACACAAAUUAUCAGGAAACUGCCACAUGAUUACAUUUCAAGUUGAAUUUCAGAUUCUGGAAGUCCAGAAUAAGGAGAAUUUAUCUUCUGUUAUUACUGACCUCAACAUAAUAAUGGAGCCCAACGCAUAUUCAGAACUAAGUGAAUUCGUGUCUAGAGCAGAAGAAAGAAGAGAUCUGUUUAUGUUUUUCCGAAGUCUACACUUUUUUGUGGAGUGGUGUGAAUAUCGUAAGCGCACAUUUGAACAUUUCAAGGAAAAGUACCCAGAGUCUGUGCACCUCUUGGAGGGGGCUUCCUCCAGCUACAUGGGGAUCCAGAGCACCAGCCAGCCAGGCUUUGAAUUAGUCAUCAUUUGGAGGAUACAAAUAGAUGAAGAAGGGAAGGUUUUGCCGAAGCUGGAUCUUCUCACUAAAGUGCCACAGCAAGCCCUGGAGUUGGACCAGAAGGGAGUAAUAGAAACUGCUCCUCUCAGCUUCCGAACCCUGCUGGGCGCACUAGGCAUUGAAGUGGCUUUAGAAAGCCUAAUAAGAACACUCUGCACAGAGGAAAACCACUAGUUCGCAAACAGUAACACCUAGG